Messenger RNA from Mustela lutreola (European mink), 10789 nucleotides. It is a transcript of the gene TTC29, whose product is annotated as tetratricopeptide repeat domain 29. The coding region runs from base 467 to 1897 and encodes 476 amino acids. NCBI's taxonomy places the organism in Eukaryota, Metazoa, Chordata, Mammalia, Carnivora, Mustelidae. The transcript is spliced from 13 exons. Gene Ontology annotation, molecular function: protein binding. The record is from RefSeq and is a predicted model, not a curated record.
CGACGCUCCCGCGUCCCCUCUGUAGACGCCUGGUCCCCGCACCCCUGCCGGAGGAGGGGGCAGCACCGGCGCCCGGCACUGCCGCGGGUGGGGGACACACUUCGGCGGAACGGAAAACCAGAAUUGUUCCACGGGCCAGUCCACCGAGGUUCGUGACGGUAGGGGCGAGGCUCGGGGCAGGACUUUCACAGCUCCUGAGAGAGGCGGGCGGUUCUCCCGGCAGUCCCGAGCCUUCCGUGACCCCGGCAGACCUUCCUCCCCAAGUCCGUGCACUCCGGCUCUAGCUUCGAGAGCAGAGGCCCUCGCCAUUUAUCUCAAGAAGUGAAUAGAAGUAGGACCCGACAUGGGCGCUGUUCCUGCUUCCCAGUUCACGUGACCCUCUGAGGGCAGUGGAAAAGAAACAGGCGGAGGAGCUGAAGUCUGUAAGCCUUGGAGAGACCUUCAGCAGUAAUCUCUAAAAUCUAAAAUGACCACCCUGCCCCCGUUGCCCAUGACACGCCCAAAGCUUACAUCUUUAGCCAGGCAGAAGCUGCCGUGUUCCCCCAGAACAAUUCCAAGGUCUCGGUUGAUCAAAGAAAAAGAUGACAUAGAUCAUUACCUGGAGGAGAAUUUCAAAGGAUUGGCAAAAGAGGAGGUUGCUGCUUACCGGAACUCAUACAAGAAGAGCAUUUGUGUGGACAUGCUGCGAGAUGGUUAUCAUAAGUCCUUUACUGAGCUCUUUGCCCUGAUGGAGAAGUGGGAUGCCCUGCGGGAGACCGCGAAAGUUAGGUCCCUUUUGUGGUUGCAGAGACCGCUGGAAGAGCAGCCUGAUAAGCUGGAUCACUUCUACCACUACCUGACCAGGGCUGAGGCAGCUGAAAGGAAAGAAUACUUUGAAGGUGUCUAUAAUAACUUGUAUGCACUGGCCUGUUACUUCAAUAAUUCUGAAGACAAAUGGGUAAGGAACCACUUCUAUGAACGAUGUUUUAAGAUUGCUCAACUGAUCAAAAUUGACGGUGGGAAGAAAGAAGCCGAGGCACAUGCGCACAUGGGACUUCUCUUCGAGGAAGAUGGUCAGCUUCUGGAAGCUGCUGAGCAUUAUGAAGCAUUCCAUCAGUUGACGCAAGGGCGGAUAUGGAAGGACGAGACAGGCCGCUUUCUCAACUUGUUGGCCUGUGAGAGUCUCCUGAGGACAUACAGAUUACUCUCAGACAAAAUGCUGGAAAAUAAAGAAUACAAACAGGCCAUCAGAAUUCUAAUAAAAGCUUCUGAAAUAGCCAAAGAAGGAAGUGACAAAAGGAUGGAAGGAGAAGCUUCCUACUACUUGGGCUUAGCAUACCUAGCUGCUGAAGAGUAUGAAACGGCAUUAACAGUCCUUAACACUUGCAGUAAAAUCUCCACAGACCUGGAUGAUGAUCUCAGCCUGGGGAGAGCCUAUGAAGCAAUAGCCAAGGUCCUGCAGAGCCAAGGAGAGAUGAUAGAAGCAAUUAAAUACUUGAAAAAAGUUGUGAAAAUUGCAGGAAACAAUUUCCAAAGACUAGAUGUUGUGAAAGCAAGUACAAUGCUUGGGGAUAUCUACAAUGAAAAAGGAUACUACAAGAAAGCUUCACAAUACUUUCAGCAAGCUUUCAACACAACAGCAGAGCUUACAAACUUGAGUCAAACGGAUGAAACGAAAGUGCAUUAUGGAAUAGCAAAAGCUCAUCAGAUCAUGCAGAGGGUUAACAGUUAUAUCGAGUCUGAAGAUCUCACCAGCCUUGGCUACCUGCUGUCAUGGAAGGAGAAUCGAGGCAGCAUUGUAUGUGAUCCGACUAAUGGAGAACCUAGAAAAUGCACAGUGGAAAGUUUAAGUCAAGACCCAGAUAAUUUGGAAGAAGAAAAUAGUAGAUUUCCAGAUAAUCAAAAAAAUGAGACUUAAACCAGCUUUGGAUUCAUCAACAAAGCAAGAAGAGAUCUAUCAUGUCACCUUCAUCUUCAGUAACUGUAAUAGGAGUAUGUUACAAGUAAUACAGAUAAAAUUAUAAUAAAUCUAUGACUAUGUUUAGAUUGGAUUUUGUAUUGCAGUGUAUUACCACAAAUUUAAUCUAACUCAUCUAAAUUCAUGAAAAUAAUAAUACAUCUCAAAUGCUUAGAAAUAUCAACAAUUAUUCUUAGAACAAAUUGUAAAAUUUUCCUUUUAUCCACUAUUCCACAAGGAAGAGUGUUAUUAUAGAAUCAAAAUUUGGUUAUAUCUAAUGAGAAAAUCAUUUUAAACUUAAGGAAAUCUAUGCUGAAUAAAUACGGGAAAAAUAUUAAAAUUUCAGGAAGCUUUUUCAACAUAGAUGAAAGGACUAUAAGCAGUGAAGACCCUCAUAUUGUACCAUUUAAAAUAGUUUCUGGGGGUGCCUGGGUGGCUCAGUGAGUUAAGCCGCUGCCUUCGGCUCAGGUCAUGAUCUCGGGGUCCUGGGAUCGAGUCCCGCAUCGGGCUCUCUGCUCAGCGGGGAGCCUGCUUCCUCCUCUCUCUCUCUGCCUGCCUCUCUGCCUACUUGAGAUCUCUCUCUGUCAAAUAAAUAAAUUUAAAAAAAAUAAAAAAAUAAAAUAGUUUCCUUUACAGAGGUAAAGCAAACUACCUCUGGAAAGAAGACUUCUGUUUCCUCUACUCACACCACUUCUGACACCAAACACAUGAUAUUUUACACACCAAGCAAUUCUCCAGUUCUCAAUAGAUAGACUGGGUGUCUUACAAUUUAACUCAACUCUGACACUAACUGCCAGGAAUUAGCACAGAUCCCAGAUUAAGGGACCAUUUCACAAGACUGGUUCCCACCAUAAAUGCCAAUAAAUCCCAGAGUGUCACUUACACUCUGACUGACUUGGUUACAUACUGGGGAUUCCCACGACCCUCUUCCUUAACAUCAAAAAUUUGCUAUAUCAGCUCCCGGAACUCAGGGUAAGGUAUUUACAUUGCCAGUUUAUUAUGAAAAAUGCAAUACAAGAUAGAGAUAAGCAGCCAAGUAGAAGAGAUACAUUGGCAAGAUAUGGGAGAGGGGGUCCGAACUUCCAGGCCCUCCCUGGGUGCAUCACCCUCCCAGCACCUCUGUGCAUUCACCAACCCAGAAGCUCUCCAAAUCCUUUCAAAUCCUGGGGUUUGUAUGGAGACUUCACAAUAUAGAUAUGAUUGAUUAAUCACUGGCCAUUACUGAUUAACUCUUCAAAGAUCAGAGGAUGGGGCUGAAAGUUUCAAUCCUCUAACCAUGUGGUAGGCUCCCCUGGCAACCAGACCCCACCCUUAAGGGCUUUCCAAAAGUCACCUCAUUAACAUAAACUCCAGUAUAAUUGAAAGAGUCUUGUUAUGAAUGACAAAAGAUGAUCCCUUCACCUUUAUCAUUCCAGACCUAUUUCAGGAACUGGGGACAAAAAACAAAAACAAAAACAAAAACAAAUAUUAUAACAAAAGAUGUUCCUUUGACCUUUAACUCUCUAGAGCUGUUUAUGGAACCAGGGACAAAACCCAAAUGUUAAUUUAUUGUGUUAUAUUAGGAGCUCCAUGCUAGGAAUCAGGGACAAAGACUAAAUAUUUAUUUCUUACAAUAUUACAUUAUACUGUGUAGAACUGUAUUUUAUGAUACUUUUAGCUGAUCAUAUAUAGUUGAACCUUGAACAACACAGGUCUGAACUGUGUAGAUCCACUUAUAUGUGCAUUUUAUAUAUAUAAAUAUAGUACAAUACUGUGUAUUUUGUCUUCCUUAUGAUUUUCUUAAUAUUUUCUUUUCUCCAGUUUAUUUUUUUCUAGCUUAAUUUCUCUAACUUACUUUAUAUAAUACAUAUAACAUACAAAAUAUGUUUUAAUCAACUGUUUAUGUUAUCAGUAAGGCCUCCAGUAAACAUUAGGCUAUUAGUAAUUAAGCUUUGGAGGAGUCAAAAUUAUAUGUGGAUUUUGAUUGGGGAGGGGAUUGGUGCUCCUAACCCCCACUUCGUUCAAGGAUCAACUAUAUAGUAAAAUAUGUCCAUGUCAAUUUUAAAAGAUUAAGAAAAUUCUUCAGUCUUAGGCCCCUCCCAUAAUGUGACUUACCAUAAUAAAUGAGCUGAAACCAAUGGUUUUCUAUACAAGAGCAAAAUCUCUGUGUUCCCCACCUCACAUUAUCUGAUCAGAUAGAACUAUAAGAUAGGUUCAAACAGAGGGGCUUGUAUAUCUAAUCUUGGGUUGGAGAAUGCCUUCCUAACUAAGAAAUUAACAGAAUUAACAAUAACUACAACCUACGUGAUUACAUUAAAAUAUUCAUACAGUGAAAAUGUCACUAAACAAAGUUAAAAGAUCAAUGACAGAAGAAUUUGCAACAACAAUAAAAAAAAAAACUAAUGCUCAUUAAAAAUAACUUAGGAAAAAAGAUUAAUAAAGAAGAAGAGGAGGAGGAAGAAGAGGGAAAGAAAAAGGCAAUCUAAUAAAUUAAAGGACAGAGCAUACCACUGGAGUUCACAUUUGUUUUCAGCUUAAAAUAAACUUACAUUUUAUGUAAGCCUAUGGUAACCACAAAGCAAAAGCCUAUAGUAGUUACACAGGACAUAAGGGAAUAUGAGCAUAACACUACAGAAAAUCAUCAAAUCACAAAGGAAGAGAGCAAGAGAAGAAGAAAGAAAUGAAAGAAUUAUAAGGCAGCCAGAAAACAAGUUUGAAAAUGGCAAAAAGUCCAAUCUAUCAAUACUUAUUUUAAGUGUAAAUGGACUAAAUACUCCAAUCAAAAGACAUUGAAUGGCUAAAUGGAUGAAAAACAAAACAAAACCCAACUAUAUAUCACCUAUAAGAGACUCUACUCAGCUUUAAGGAUACACAGGACUGCCAGUAAAGAGAUGAGAAAGAAUGUUACAUGAAAAUGGAAACCAAAAGAAAGCUAGGAUAGCUAUAUUUAUAUAAGACAAAAUAGACUCUAAGUCAAAGAAUGUAACAGGAGACAAAGAAACACAUUAUGUGAUAAUAAAGGGAACAAUCCAACAAGAGGGCAUAACAUUUGUAAAUAUUUAUGCACCCAACAUAGUAACACCUAAAUAUAGAAGGAAAAUAUUAACAGACCUAAAGGGAGAAAUAGACAGCAAUACAAUAAUACUAGGGAACUUUAAUACCCCCACUUUCAUCAAUAGAUAGAUCAUCAAGACAGAAAAUCAAUAAGGAAACAUUGGCCUUAAAUGACACAUUAGACCAGAUGAACAGACAUAUCCAGAACAUUUCAUCCAAAGGAAACAGAGUUACACAUGGAACAUUCUCUGGGAUAUAUCAUAUGUUAGGCCACAAAACACAUGUUUAAAAAUUUAAGGUGGAAAACAUAUUAAGCAUCUUUUCCACCCACAAUCGUAUAAAACCCAAGAUCAAUUACAAGAAGAAAGCUGGAAAAAUCACAAAUAUGAGGAGAGUAAACAACUUGCUACUGAACAACCAAUUGGUCAACAAAGAAAUCAAAGAAAUUUUAAAAAUACCUUGAGACUAUUGAAAAUGGAAACACAGCACACCAAAAUUUAAGGGAUGCAGCAAAAGCAGUUCUAAGAGGGAAGCUCAAAGUGAUAAAUGCCUGCAUUAAGAGGGGUGGAAAAAAGAUCUCAAACAACCUAACUCUAUACCUCAAGGAACUAAAAAAACAACAAAUGCAGCCCAAAGUUAGUAGAAAGAAGGAAAUAACAAAAAUCAGAACAGAAAUAAAUGAAAUAGAGACUGAAAAGACAAUAGAAAAGACCAAUGAAAAUAAGAGCUGGGGUUUUUUGAAAAAAUAAAAUAGACAAAACUUUAGCUGGACUCACCAAGAAAAAAAGGAAGAGGAUUCAAGUAAACAAAACCAGAAUUGAAAGAGUAAAUGUUACAACUGAAAACACAGAAAUACAAAGAGUUGUGAGACUGCUAUAAGCAGUUAUACACUAACAAACUAGACAAUCUAGAAAAAAAGGAGAAAUUACUAGAAACCUAAAACCUACCAAUACUGAAUCAUGAAAUAGAAAACCUGAAUAGACCAAUUACUAGUAAGGAGAUUGAAUCAGUUAGUAGAAACUCUCAACAAACAAAAGCCCAGGACUGAUGUCUUCACUGUUAAUUUCUACCAAAUAUUUUUAUUUUUUUCAUAUUAAGUAAUUAAUUUAUUUGUUUGUUUAUUUUCUCACCAAAUUUUUAUUUAAGUUCUAGUUAGUUGACAUACAGUGUAAUACUGAUUUCAGGAGUAGAAUUUAGUGAUUCAUCACUUACAUGCAGCACCUAGUUGUUCAUCAUAACAAGUGCCCUCCUAAUGCCCAUCACCCUUCUAACCCUACCCCAUCCACCUCUCUCCAUCAACCCUCAAUUUGCUCUUUAUCAUUAAGAGUUUUAUGGGCCCCUCGGUGGUUCAGUUGGGUAACCAUCUGCCUUUAGCUCAGAUCAUGAUCUAGAUCCUGAGAUUGAGCUCUUCUCAGGCUUCUUUCUCAACAGGGAGUCUGCUUCCCUCUUUCUUCCUCUCUCUCUCUCUCUUUCUAUCCCUCUCCACUGCUCAUUCUCUCUCUCUCUUAAAUACAUAAAAAAAAUUUUUAAAAAAGAGUCUCUUACGGUUUGCUUCCCUCUCUCAUUUUUCCUCUUCCCAUAUAUUCAUCUGUUUUGUUUCCUAAAUUCUACAUAUAAAUGAAAUCAUAUGGUAUUUGUCUUUCUCUGACUAAUUUAUUUUGCUGAGCAUAAUACACUCUAGUUCUAUCCAUGUCGUUGCAAAUGCCAAGACUUCAUUUUUUAUGGCUGAGUAAUAUUCCAUUAUAUACAUAUAUCACAUUUAUUCAUUCAUCAGUUGAAUACUUCUACCAAAUAUUUUUUAAAGAAUUAGGAUCAAUCCCUCUCAAACUCUUCCAAAAAAUACAAUGGGGAACAACGCAAAACUCCUUCUAUAAGGCCAGCAUUACACUGAUGUUAAAAACACUAGAAGAGAAGAAAAUUACAGACCAAUAUCCCUGAUGAACAUAGAUGUAAAAAUCCUCAACAAUGCAUUAGCAAACUGAACACAACAUAUUAAAAAGAUCAUAUACCAUGAUCAAGCAGGAUUUAUUCCAAGAAUGCAAAGAUGAUUCAAAAACUGAAAAUCUAUUACUGUGUUACAUCAUGUUAACAAAAUGAAGGGUAAAAAUCUUAUGAUCAUCUUAAUAGAUGCAGAAAAAGCACUUGAGAAAACUUAACAUCAAUAUAUAAUAAAAAUACUCAACAAAGUGAGUGUAAAUGGAAUAUACCACAACAUAACAAAGGCUAUAUAUGACACGCCCAUAGCAAGUAUCAUACUGAAAAACUAAAACCUUUUCCUCUAAGAUGAGGAAUAAGACAGGAUGCCCACUUUUAUUCAACGUAGUCCUAGCCCACAGCAACUAGUCAAGUAAAAGAAAGAAAAGGCAUUAGACAGGAAAGAGUAACACUUUCUAUUUGUAGUUUCUAUUUUCUAUUGCAAAAUACAUGAUUCUAUAUGUAGAAAGCCCAAAAGACUCCACUAAAUAACUCUCAGGACUAAUAAUAAAUUCAAUAAAGCUGCAGUAUAGGGUAUCAAUAUACAAAAGUCAGCUAUGUGUUUAUAAACUAAUAAUUAUCAGAAAGAGGAAUUAAGACAGUAUUUGCAUGGCAUCUAAAAGAACUGAAUACCUAGGAAUGAAUUUAAGCAAGGAGGUGAAAAACAUGUACACUGAAAACUAUAAGAUAUUGAUAAAAGAAACUGAAGAAGACACAAAUAAAUGGGUAGAUAAUUCUAUGCUCAAGGAUUAAAAGAAUUAAUAUUGUUAAAAUAUCCUUUUCCUCAAAGCAAUCUACAGAUUUAGUGCAGUCCCUAUCAAAAGUCCAAUGACAUUUUUCACAGAAAUAGAUAAACUAUCCUAAAAUUUCUAUAGAAUCACAAAGUCUCUGAAGCUAAAGUAUUCUUGAAGAACAAAGCUGGAAGCAUAGUACUUUCUGAUUUCAAAGUAUAUUACAAAAUUAUAGUAAAGUAGCAUAAUAGUGGCAUAAAAACAGAUCAAUAAAACAUAACAGAGAGCUCAGAAAUAAAACCAUGCAUAUAUGACCAAUUAAUUUACAACAAAGGAACCAAGAAUAUACAACAGGGAAAGGAUAGUCUUGUCUUUCUUUCUUUCUGUCUGUCUUUCUUUCUCUCUUCCUUUUCUUAGGAUGGUCUCUUCAAUAAAAGAUUUGAGAAAACUGGACAGUCAUAUGCAAAAGAAUGAAACUAGACCACUGUUUUACACCAACCACAAAAAUAAACUCCAAAUUUAUUAAAGAAUGUAAGACCUGAAAACAUAAUACUCCUAGAGGAAAACAUAGAUGGUAAGCUCUCUGACAUCAGUCUUGAAUGUGGUUUUGUAUUUGACGCCAAAAGCAAAGGCAAUAAAAGCAAAAUAAACAAGUGGGACUAUCUUAAACUAGAAAGCUUUUGUGCUGUAAAGGAAAGCAUUAACAAAAUGAUAAGACAACUUAAAUGGGAGGAAAAUAUUUACAUAUCAUUUACUUAAUAAGGGAUUAAUAUCUAAAAUAUAAUACCUCAUAGCAAAAACAAUUCAAUUUGAAAAGGAGCAGAGGAACUGAACAGACAUUUUUCCAAAGAAGACAUACAGAUGUCCAACAGGUACAUGAAAAGAUGCUCAACAUCACUAAUCAUCAGACAAAUGCAAAUCAAAACCACAUUGAGAUAUCACCUCACACCUGUUAGAAUGGCUAUUACCAAAAAAAAACAAGAGAUAAGUGUUGGUAAGGAUGUGGAGAAAAGAAAGAAAAUUGCUAUCUCAAAAGAUAUAUGCACCUCCAUGUUCAUUGCAGCAUUAUUUAUGAUAGCUAAGACAUCGAAACAACCUAAGUUUCCAUUGAUGGAUAAAUGUAUAAAGAAAUGUGAUAUAUAAGCAAAUAUAUAAUACGUGUGUGUGUGUGUGUGUCUCAUUCAUUCCAUGCACACAGACAAAAUUGAAUUUUAUUCGGCCAUCAAAAAGAAAGACAUUCUGCCAUUUGCAACAAUAGUGUUGGACCUUAAGGGCGUUAUGGUAAGUAAAAUAAAUCAGACAAACACUAUAUGAUCUCACUUAUAUCUGGAAUCAAAAAAACAAAAACUCAUAGAUACAGAGAAUAUAUUGGUAGUUGCCAGAGGCAGAGUGGGUAAUGUUCAAAAUGGGUGAAGGUGGUCAAAUGAUACAAAUGUCUAGUUAUAAAAUAAAUAAGGGGCACCUUGUUGGUUCAGUCAGUGGAGCACGCAACUCUUGAUCAUGGGGUUGUGAGUUCAAGCCCCAUGUUGGAUAUUUAAAAAUUAUUUUUUUUAAAAAUCUAAAUAAAUAUAAUAACAAAAUAAGUUCUGGGGAUUAAAUGUAAAACAUGGUGACUAUAGUUACCAAUGCUAUAUCAUAUAUUUGAAAGCUUCUAACAGAAUAGAUCUUAAAAGUUCUCAUCACAAGGGAUAAAACAAAUUUGUAACUGUGAGGUGAUGGAUGAUAACUUACUGCAGUAAUCAUUUUACAAUAUAUAUGUAUAUGUAUAUAUAUAUGAAUCAAAUCAUUGUGUCAUACACUUAAAACUGAUACAAUGUUAUAUGUCAAUGAUAUGUCAAUAAAAUUGGAAAAAAUUAAAAAGUUCUUUAAAAAGGAAAAUUAAAAGACAGAUCACAAGCUAGAAGAAAAUAUUUGCAAAAACCUAUCUGAUAAGGACUUGUGUAUAUAUGACUCUUAUAUGCAAAUAUAUAAAGACUCAUAACUCAAUAAGUCAAAGAAUGUAAAGUAAGUCACUGAGGAAAGAUUUGAAAAGAUAUUUCACCAAAGAAGACACAUAGAUAGCAAAUAAGCACAUGAAAAGUUCCUUAACACCAUUAGAGAAAUGCAAAUGAAAACCACAAUAUCACACUAAGUGCCUUAGAAAAUGGCUACAACUUAAAAGUCUGACAUUUCCAAGCAUUGAAAAGAUGUGGAGCAUCUAGAACUCUCAAAAUCACUAAUGGAAAUGCAAAAUUGUACAGCUGUUUUGGAAAAGUAAGUUUAGUAGUUCGUUAUAAAUUUAAGCACAUACCAUAAGACCCAGCAAACCACACUUAGUUAUUUACCCAAAAGAGAUGAAUCACACACAAUUCUGUGUGAAUUCACACAUAGACCUGUGUGUAAAUAUUUAUAUCAAUUAUAUUCAAAAUGGCCAAAAAGUGGAUAUAACCAAAAUAUGCAUCUACUGGUGAAUAGAUUAAAAAAAUUGUGAUAUAUCAUAUAGAAUGAAAUAUAACUCAGCAAUAAAAUGAAAGCAACUAUUAAUAAACAUAACAAGAUGAAUUUCAAAAACAUUAUGCUAAGUGAAAGAAGCCAAUCACAAAAAUUACAUUUAUAUAAUAUUCUAGAAAAGCCAAAACUGUAGAACAGAAGUCAAAUUGAUGGCUGCCAAGAGCAGGAGAUAGAGGAAGGCAAGUAACUGUAAAAGGACAUGAGAGAUUUGGGGGGCUAUAGAAAUGUUCUCUAUCUUGAUUGUACAACUAUAUACAUUACUCAAAGUUUAUUGAGCUAUAUACAUUGAAGAGGAAUUUUUCUACAUCAGCUAUAAUACAAUAAAUCUGACUUAAAUAAAAACAAAAAGGGACAUGUGGCUAUAGAGUAAAUUCAACCUAAUCACACUGUUAUUUCAAUAUAAUUGUUUGUACCUGUAGAUAUGUCUAUAUGUAUGAGUAUAGAAAAAGGUCUUAAAUAAUCUAAGCCAAAUUGUGAACUCAAUUAUCUCUAAGGAAUGGGAAACUGGGAAUGAUUUUAUUUUUUAUACUUCUGUAUUAGUUAAAUUUUUUUCACAUGUAAGACUGUAUGUGCUGUGGGUAUUCAUUUUAACAAUAAAAAAUAUUAAAGACAAAGAAGAUUCUUC